Messenger RNA from Seminavis robusta, 552 nucleotides. The record is from the annotation of a GenBank genome assembly. NCBI's taxonomy places the organism in Eukaryota, Bacillariophyta, Bacillariophyceae, Naviculales, Naviculaceae.
AUGAUUCCUGGUUAUAUCAUGUCCAUUCAUUUCGAUCCCCGCCAAGGCCUAUACUACCUUAUGCUCGAUAUGCCCAAAUUCGACAAAUCACUGGUGUGGAAGCGCCCAGGAAUGAUGGAGACUUACCUCACAAGCAUAUACUAUGUGAUGACCUCUGUGAAUGCAGACUUUGAUGCUGUAAGGCAAGGGUCGAUUUCCAAUGUUGAAUGCCAAGGUUACCACAUUGGUUUGAACAUGAUGGAUCAAAUUACCUUUCGCAAAGCAAUGAUUGAGGUUAUCUCGAUGUAUCCCUGCCACGCUGCUGCCAAUCGCUUCUAUCAUUCACCCAUGCUGUUCAACAUCAUGUUGUCCCUUGUCCGUCGAUUCACACCGGCAAGACUCCGCAGCAAAUUUGAGCUGGGGUGCCAAUUCCCCGGUGGCCGUUUGGACAGUGUCUACAUGGUAGGCGAUCCAGAAAAGGCCAAGGAGCACCUGAUUGCCAGAGUGAGCGCAAUUCUUCGUAGAAGAUACGACAAUGAAAAAUCUUUCUCUUUGAGCUCCAACAACAGUUAA